Molecule: messenger RNA, 5901 nt
Organism: Leptosomus discolor (cuckoo roller)
Lineage: Eukaryota; Metazoa; Chordata; Aves; Leptosomiformes; Leptosomidae
Source: RefSeq, a predicted model, not a curated record
AUGGCAGCACGGCUGCUCGCACCACCAGGCCCUGAUAGUUUUAAACCCUUCACUCCGGAGUCUCUGGCUAACAUUGAGAAACACAUCGCAGAAUUAAAAAAGAAGCAGCGGCCAAAGCAAGACAGCAGCCACCGGGAUGACGAUGAAGACAGCAAACCAAAACCAAACAGUGACCUUGAGGCGGGGAAGAAUUUGCCUUUCAUCUACGGGGACAUCCCAAAAGGCCUGGUUGCUGUACCACUGGAGGACUUUGACCCUUAUUACAUGACCCAGAAAACCUUUGUAGUACUAAACAGAGGGAAAUUUUUUAGUGCCACACCUGCCUUGUACAUUUUAAGUCCUUUUAAUCUGUUUAGAAGAAUAGCUAUUAAAAUUUUGAUACAUUCAGUAUUUAGCAUGAUCAUUAUGUGCACUAUUUUGACCAACUGUGUAUUCAUGACUUUUAGUAACCCACCUGAAUGGUCGAAGAAUGUGGAGUAUACAUUCACUGGUAUUUAUACAUUUGAAUCACUUGUGAAAAUUAUUGCAAGAGGUUUCUGUAUAGAUGGCUUUACUUUCCUACGUGAUCCAUGGAACUGGCUAGAUUUCAGUGUGAUCAUGAUGGCAUAUGUCACAGAGUUUGUGGACCUUGGGAAUGUCUCAGCAUUGAGAACUUUCAGAGUUCUCCGAGCUUUGAAAACUAUCUCUGUUAUUCCAGGCUUGAAGACCAUUGUGGGUGCCCUAAUUCAGUCUGUGAAGAAGCUGUCAGAUGUAAUGAUCUUGACAGUAUUUUGUCUCAGUGUCUUUGCUCUGAUCGGGUUGCAGCUGUUUAUGGGCAAUUUAAGGAACAAGUGUGUGAUAUGGCCAAUUAAUGUGAAUGAGACUUUCCUGGAUAACGGCUCUAGGGGCUUUGACUGGGAGGAAUACACCAACAAUAUGUCAAAUUUUUACAUAAUUCCUGGCGCCCCUGAUCCUUUGCUCUGUGGUAACAGCUCAGAUGCAGGUCAAUGUCCGGAGGGUUACACGUGCAUGAAAGCAGGACGGAACCCGAACUACGGUUACACAAGCUUUGACACUUUCAGCUGGGCUUUUCUGGCUUUAUUUCGCCUUAUGACUCAGGACUUUUGGGAAAACUUGUAUCAAUUAACCUUACGAGCAGCAGGAAAAACCUACAUGAUCUUCUUUGUCUUGGUGAUCUUUGUGGGAUCGUUCUAUCUGGUUAAUCUAAUUUUGGCUGUGGUAGCGAUGGCUUAUGAAGAGCAGAACCAGGCCACGUUGGAGGAGGCAGAGCAGAAGGAGGCAGAAUUUAAGGCCAUGUUAGAACAAUUGAAAAAGCAACAGGAAGAAGCACAGGCUGCUGCUAUGGUCACUUCGGCAGGGACAGUCUCGGAAGAUGCUGUGGAAGAUGAUGGUGGGGGGAGGAUGUCUCGGAGCUCUUCGGAGAUUUCCAAACUCAGUUCCAAGAGCGCCAAGGAGCGUCGAAACAGGAGGAAAAAACGAAAGGACAAGGAGCUGUCAGAAGGAGACGAGAAGUGUGACAAUGAAAAGGUGUUCAAGUCUGAAUCUGAGGAUGGCAUGAGGAGGAAAGCAUUCAGGCUACCAGAUAACAGGCUAGGAAGGAAGUUUUCCAUCAUGAACCAGUCUCUCCUCAGCAUCCCAGGCUCCCCUUUUCUCUCCCGACACAACAGCAAGAGCAGCAUCUUCAGCUACAAAGGGCGAUUUCGCGACCCAGGCUCAGAGAACGAGUUUGCCGAUGACGAGCACAGCACCGUGGAGGAAAGCGAAGGCAGGAGAGACUCCCUCUUCAUCCCCAUCCGCGGUCGUGAUCGAAGGAGCAGCUACAGCGGUACUACUGAAAUCGAAAUUAGGAAGAAACCUGGUGGGUCUCUCUUGGUCUCGAUGGAUCAGGUGAACGCGUCCUAUGGAAGAAAGGACCGAACCAACAGCGUAAUGACUGGGUUGACGAAUACCCUUGUGGAGGAGCUGGAAGAGUCCCAAAGGAAGUGUCCCCCUUGCUGGUACAAAUUUGCCAACACGUUCUUGAUCUGGGAAUGCCACCCGUACUGGAUCAAGCUGAAGGAGAUUGUGAACUUAAUUGUCAUGGAUCCUUUUGUUGACUUGGCCAUCACCAUCUGUAUUGUGCUGAACACUUUGUUCAUGGCGAUGGAGCACCAUCCUAUGACCCCAGAGUUUGAGCACGUGCUCUCCGUAGGAAAUCUGGUUUUCACUGGAAUUUUCACCGCAGAAAUGUUCCUGAAGCUCAUUGCCAUGGAUCCCUACUAUUAUUUCCAAGAAGGCUGGAACAUCUUUGAUGGAUUUAUUGUCUCCCUCAGUUUGAUGGAACUGAGUCUGGCAGAUGUGGAAGGACUUUCUGUGCUGCGAUCUUUCCGAUUGCUGAGAGUCUUCAAACUGGCCAAGUCCUGGCCCACUCUGAACAUGCUGAUAAAAAUCAUCGGUAACUCAGUGGGCGCUUUGGGGAACUUGACCUUGGUGCUGGCCAUCAUCGUGUUCAUCUUUGCUGUGGUGGGCAUGCAGCUCUUCGGCAAAAGCUACAAGGAGUGUGUCUGCAAGAUCAAUCCGGAGUGUGAGCUACCCCGCUGGCACAUGCACGAUUUCUUCCACUCCUUCCUUAUUGUCUUCCGUGUGUUGUGUGGGGAAUGGAUUGAGACCAUGUGGGAUUGUAUGGAAGUGGCAGGACAGGCCAUGUGCUUGAUUGUCUUCAUGAUGGUCAUGGUCAUCGGAAAUUUAGUGGUGCUGAACCUGUUCUUAGCCUUGCUGCUGAGCUCCUUCAGCGCAGACAACUUGGCAGCGACAGAUGACGACGGGGAGAUGAACAACCUGCAGAUUUCUGUUAUUCGCAUCAAGAAGGGCAUUGCCUGGAUCAAGGCAAAAGUGCGCGAGUUCAUGCAGGCUCACUUCAAGCAGAGAGAGGCCGAUGAGGUGAAACCCUUGGAUGAAUUGUACGACAAGAAGGUGAACUGCAUCGCUAACCAUACAGGGGCUGAUAUCAACAGGGACAUUGAUUACCAGAAGAACGGCAAUGGCACGACGAGCGGAAUUGGGAGCAGCGUGGAGAAGUACAUAAUAGAUGAGGAUCACAUGUCCUUCAUCAAUAACCCCAAUCUCACUGUCCGGGUGCCUAUUGCUGUAGGUGAAUCAGAUUUUGAAAAUCUCAACACAGAAGAUUUCAGCAGUGACACAGAUCCUGAUGGCAGCAAAGAGAAACUUGAUGAUACCAGCUCCUCUGAAGGUAGCACCAUUGAUAUAAAGCCCGAAGUGGAAGAAGUCCCUGUGGAGGCACCGGAGGAGUAUCUGGACCCAGAUGCAUGCUUCACAGAAGGUUGUGUGCAGCGCUGUAAGUGUUGUCAGGUCAAUAUCGAGGAAGGGCUGGGGAAGUCUUGGUGGACCUUGAGGAAGACUUGUUUUCUGAUUGUGGAACAUAAUUGGUUUGAGACUUUCAUCAUCUUUAUGAUCCUACUGAGCAGUGGUGCUCUGGCUUUUGAGGAUAUUUACAUAGAACAGAGAAAAACCAUCCGGACCAUCCUGGAGUACGCGGACAAGGUCUUCACUUACAUUUUCAUCCUGGAGAUGCUGCUGAAAUGGUGUGCUUACGGAUUCGUCAAGUUCUUCACCAACGCCUGGUGCUGGCUGGAUUUCCUCAUUGUGGCUGUCUCUUUAGUCAGCCUUAUAGCUAAUGCCCUGGGCUACUCGGAACUAGGUGCCAUAAAGUCCCUUAGGACACUAAGAGCUUUGAGGCCUUUAAGAGCGUUGUCCCGAUUUGAGGGGAUGAGGGUGGUUGUCAACGCCUUGGUUGGCGCUAUCCCUUCCAUUAUGAAUGUGUUGUUGGUCUGCCUUAUCUUCUGGCUGAUUUUCAGCAUUAUGGGGGUUAACCUGUUUGCCGGGAAAUAUCAUUACUGCUUUAAUGAAACAGCUGAGGAGCGCUUUGAAAUAGAGAUUGUUAACAACAAGACAGACUGUGAAGCACUGAUGCCACCCAACUCCACUGAGAUUCGAUGGAAGAACGUGAAAAUUAACUUUGACAACGUUGGGGCAGGAUAUCUGGCUCUUCUGCAAGUUGCUACUUUCAAGGGCUGGAUGGACAUCAUGUACGCAGCAGUGGAUUCCAGAAAGCAAGAAGAGCAACCCAAGUACGAGGACAACAUUUACAUGUACAUCUAUUUUGUUAUCUUCAUUAUCUUUGGCUCCUUUUUCACCCUGAACUUGUUCAUUGGUGUCAUCAUUGACAACUUCAAUCAACAAAAGAAAAAGUUUGGAGGUCAAGAUAUUUUCAUGACAGAAGAACAAAAGAAGUACUAUAAUGCCAUGAAAAAGCUGGGCUCAAAGAAGCCUCAGAAACCUAUUCCCAGACCUCUGAACCGCAUUCAAGGAGCUGUCUUUGACUUUGUUACUCAGCAAGCAUUUGAUAUAGUCAUCAUGAUGCUCAUUUGCCUCAACAUGGUGACCAUGAUGGUGGAGACAGACACGCAAAGCAAGCAGAUGGAGGACAUCCUCUACUGGAUCAACCUGGUGUUUGUCAUCUUCUUCACCUGUGAGUGUGUGCUGAAGAUGUUCGCCUUGCGGCACUAUUAUUUCACCAUCGGGUGGAACAUUUUUGACUUCGUGGUUGUGAUUCUGUCCAUCGUGGGAAUGUUCCUGGCUGAAAUCAUUGAGAAGUAUUUUGUGUCGCCCACCCUCUUCCGAGUCAUCCGACUGGCUCGCAUUGGACGUAUCCUGCGCUUGAUCAAAGGAGCCAAAGGAAUCCGCACCUUGCUUUUUGCCUUAAUGAUGUCCUUGCCUGCCUUGUUCAACAUUGGCCUCUUGCUGUUCUUGGUCAUGUUCAUCUUCUCCAUCUUUGGCAUGUCAAACUUUGCCUACGUCAAGCAUGAGGCCGGCAUAGAUGAUAUGUUCAACUUUGAGACCUUUGGCAACAGCAUGAUCUGCUUGUUCCAGAUCACCACAUCAGCUGGUUGGGAUGGUCUGCUGCUGCCCAUCCUGAACCGGCCUCCAGACUGCGACCUAGACAAGGAGCACCCUGGGAGUGGUUUUAAGGGGGAUUGUGGGAACCCUUCGGUGGGGAUAUUUUUCUUUGUGAGUUACAUCAUCAUCUCCUUCCUGAUCGUGGUCAACAUGUACAUUGCCAUCAUCCUGGAGAACUUCAGCGUGGCGACGGAGGAGAGCGCGGAUCCGCUGAGCGAGGAUGACUUUGAGACCUUCUACGAGAUCUGGGAGAAAUUCGACCCCGACGCCACGCAGUUCAUAGAGUACAGCAAGCUCGCAGACUUUGCUGAUGCUUUGGAACAUCCUCUCCGCGUCCCAAAACCCAACACCAUCGAACUCAUCGCCAUGGACCUGCCUAUGGUAAGUGGAGACAGGAUCCACUGUUUAGACAUCCUGUUUGCCUUCACCAAACGCGUCCUGGGGGACAGCGGCGAGCUGGAUAUACUGAGGCAACAGAUGGAGGAAAGAUUUGUGGCGUCCAACCCUUCCAAAGUGUCUUACGAGCCUAUCACAACCACGCUCCGGCGGAAGCAGGAGGAAGUUUCGGCGGUGGUUAUCCAGAGGGCUUACAGGGCUCGUUUAGCCAGACGGGGCUUUAUUAGCCGAAGGCCUGUCUCCACAAAGCUGGAAAACGGGGGAACAAACAGGGAGAAAAAAGAAGGCACCCCCUCGACCGCGUCCCUCCCGUCGUACGACAGCGUGACCAAACCGGAGAAGGAGAAGCAGCAACGGGCGGAGGAGGGAAGACGAGAAAGAGCGAAAAGACAAAAAGACGUCAGGGAAUCCAAGUGUUGAGACAAAAUAGUAGAAUUGUACAAAUUAAAAUAUUUGCAAGUGAAAAGAUUGUUUACAAACUUCAUGAAAUAUUAUCAAUACAGAACAGCUGUGGAGACACUUACCUGAAGAUCUUAUACCAAACAUAGU